CCUCCCUAGCGCCCACGGGGAGGGUUGGUAAGCUCUCAAGAGCCCACGCGAGGGGACGGGGGAGGUCCGGCCUUCCUCUCCCGGCUUCCCCAGCGGUGGCACCUGCAGCUGCGGCCCGAGGAACACGCGCCUGGAAGCCAAGGUCGCGGGCACGUGAACGCGACCUGCAGCCGGUGGGUGCUGGGUCCCGCUAAGCGGCCUCGAGUGGCGCCCCGCCCUUUCCCCCGAGAGGGGCGGACCUUCCGCCCCCGGCCGCGGCGCAAUGCGGAAGAGCUGGGCCUGCUGGAGCGGAAGUGACGCUUCCGGCGGCGGGGACGGCGGUGGCUGCGGGAGGAGGAGGAGGAGCCGGAGGAAGAGGGCUGCCUCUGAAGAAAGGAGAAUGGCGUUCAGCAAAGGAUUUCGGAUCUAUCACAAAUUGGAUCCCCCACCUUUCAGCGUCAUGGUGGAAACUCGGCAUAAGGAAGAAUGUCUCAUGUUUGAGUCUGGGGCUGUAGCCGUGCUCUCAUCUGCAGAAAAAGAGGCAAUCAAGGGUACAUACUCCAAAGUAAUGGAUGCAUAUGGACUCUUAGGUGUUUUACGAUUAAAUCUUGGUGAUACUAUGUUACAUUAUCUGGUCCUAGUCACUGGAUGUAUGUCUGUUGGGAAAAUUCAAGAAUCUGAAGUUUUCCGCGUUACUUCCACCGAGUUUAUACCACUAAGAAUUGAUUCUUCAGAUGAGGAUCGCAUUUCAGAAGUGCGAAAAGUUUUGAAUUCAGGAAACUUCUAUUUUGCAUGGUCUGCAUCUGGAAUCAGUUUAGAUCUGAGUCUUAAUGCACAUCGUAGCAUGCAGGAGCACACCACUGAUAACAGAUUUUUCUGGAAUCAAUCUUUGCACUUGCAUCUCAAGCACUACGGUGUGAAUUGUGAUGACUGGUUAUUACGUCUCAUGUGUGGAGGAGUAGAAAUCAGGACAAUUUAUGCUGCUCAUAAACAGGCAAAGGCUUGCCUCAUUUCAAGACUGAGCUGUGAACGAGCUGGGACCAGGUUUAAUGUCCGGGGAACAAAUGAUGAUGGACAUGUUGCUAAUUUUGUAGAAACAGAACAGGUUGUAUACUUAGAUGACUCUGUUUCUUCCUUCAUACAAAUCCGGGGAUCUGUUCCGUUGUUCUGGGAGCAACCAGGUUUGCAAGUGGGAUCCCACCGUGUUCGUAUGUCAAGGGGAUUUGAAGCUAAUGCACCUGCUUUUGACAGGCAUUUUAGAACACUUAAGAGUUUAUAUGGUAAACAAAUAAUAGUAAAUUUGCUUGGGUCCAAGGAAGGUGAACAUAUGCUAAGUAAGGCUUUUCAGAGUCAUUUGAAAGCUUCUGAACAUGCUGCUGAUAUCCAGAUGGUGAAUUUUGACUAUCAUCAAAUGGUUAAAGGAGGAAAAGCAGAAAAAUUACACAGUGUUCUUAAACCUCAAAUCCAAAAGUUUGUAGAUUAUGGAUUUUUUUAUUACAAUGGAAGUGACAUUCAAAGGUGCCAGAGUGGUACAGUUAGAACAAACUGCUUGGAUUGUCUUGAUAGAACAAACAGCGUGCAGGCAUUCCUUGGUUUAGAGAUGCUAACUAAACAGCUGGAAGUUCUUGGCUUGGCUGAAAAGCCUCAGUUGGUGACUCGCUUUCAAGAAGUUUUUCGGUCAAUGUGGUCAGUGAAUGGCGAUUCAAUCAGUAAGAUUUAUGCAGGAACCGGAGCUCUUGAAGGGAAGGCCAAGUUAAAAGAUGGUGCCCGUUCUGUUACCAGAACAAUUCAGAAUAAUUUCUUUGACAGCUCCAAGCAAGAGGCCAUUGAUAUUUUGCUGCUUGGAAAUACUCUUAAUAGUGAUUUAGCUGACAAAGCUCGAGCACUCUUAACUACUGGAAGUUUGCGUGUUUCUGAACAGACGUUACAGUCAGCGUCUUCUAAAGUACUAAAGAGUAUGUGUGAGAAUUUCUACAAGUAUUCAAAGCCCAAGAAAAUUCGAGUAUGUGUUGGAACCUGGAAUGUGAAUGGUGGGAAGCAGUUUCGCAGCAUAGCUUUUAAGAAUCAGACACUCACUGACUGGCUGCUUGAUGCACCCAAGUUAGCUGGCAUCCAGGAGUUUCAAGAUAAAAGAAGUAAGCCAACUGAUAUAUUUGCAAUUGGUUUUGAAGAAAUGGUAGAGUUGAAUGCUGGAAAUAUUGUGAAUGCAAGCACAACUAAUCAGAAGCUCUGGGCUGUGGAACUUCAGAAGACUAUCUCCAGAGACAACAAGUAUGUGCUGCUGGCUUCUGAACAGUUGGUGGGCGUCUGCCUCUUUGUUUUUAUCAGACCCCAGCAUGCUCCCUUUAUCAGGGAUGUUGCAGUUGAUACUGUGAAGACUGGAAUGGGAGGUGCAACUGGAAACAAGGGGGCAGUUGCAAUACGAAUGCUAUUCCACACAACAAGCCUUUGCUUUGUCUGCAGCCACUUUGCUGCAGGGCAAUCACAAGUCAAAGAAAGAAAUGAAGAUUUUGUAGAAAUAGCUCGAAAAUUGAGUUUUCCUAUGGGAAGGAUGCUGUUUUCUCAUGAUUAUGUAUUUUGGUGUGGUGAUUUCAACUAUCGAAUUGAUCUCCCUAAUGAAGAAGUUAAAGAGCUCAUAAGACAGCAAAAUUGGGAUUCUCUUAUAGCAGGAGAUCAACUUAUCAAUCAGAAAAAUGCUGGGCAGAUUUUUAGAGGAUUUUUAGAAGGAAAAAUGACUUUUGCUCCAACAUACAAAUAUGAUUUGUUUUCUGACGACUAUGACACCAGUGAAAAAUGCCGCACCCCUGCAUGGACAGACCGUGUCCUCUGGAGAAGAAGGAAAUGGCCUUUUGAUAGAUCAGCUGAAGAUUUAGAUCUUCUAAAUGCUAGUUUUCAAGAUGAAAGCAAAGUCGUCUACACCUGGACUCCUGGCACUUUGCUGCACUAUGGAAGAGCCGAGCUGAAGACUUCUGACCAUAGGCCUGUCGUUGCCAUGAUUGAUAUAGAUAUAUUUGAAGUUGAAGCUGAAGAAAGGCAAAACAUUUAUAAAGAAGUAAUCACAGUACAGGGCCCACCAGAUGGUACAGUAAUGGUCUCAAUCAAAAGUUCUUUACCAGAAAAUAAUUUUUUUGAUGAUGCUCUGAUUGAUGAGCUUCUCCAGCAGUUUGCAAAUUUUGGUGAAGUUAUACUCAUAAGAUUUGUAGAAGAUAAAAUGUGGGUUACAUUUUUGGAAGGAAGCUCGGCCUUGAGUGUUCUGAGCCUAAAUGGGAAAGAGUUAUUGGGUCGUGCUAUAACCAUUACUUUAAAAAGUCCAGACUGGAUCAAAACUUUGGAAGAAGAAAUGAGUUUAGAGAAAAUUAGUGUUCUGUUGCCAUCCUCAACAAGCUCUACCCUGCUUGGUGAAGAUGCGGAGGUCACCGCAGAUUUCGACAUGGAAGGUGAUGUUGAUGACUAUAGUGCUGAAGUAGAAGAAAUUCUUCCCCAGCACCUCCAGCCAUCUUCAAGUUCUGGCCUUGGCACUUCCCCAAGCUCUUCACCCCGGACCAGUCCCUGCCAGUCUCCCACUAUAGCAGAGGCUCCUGUGCCUUCCCUUCCCGUAAGGCCAAGUCGAGCACCGUCAAGAACUCCCGGGCCUCCAAAUGCACAAAGUUCUCCUGUUGACGUUCAGGCCGCAACACUGCUGCAGCAGAAGGACUCUUCUCAGGCCUUAGAGCCCAAGCGGCCGCCUCCUCCCCGCCCGGUCGCGCCUCCUGCGCGGCCAACUCCCCCACAGAGACCACCACCCCCUUCAGGGGCUAGGAGUCCUGCACCUGCUAGAAAAGAAUUUGGAGGUGUUGGAGCCCCUCCCAGUCCUGGGGUAGCUAGGAGAGAGAUGGAAGCACCCAAAAGCCCUGGAACAACACGGAAAGAUAAUAUAGGACGUAAUCAGCCUUCACCUCAAGCUGGACUUGCAGGGCCAGGAUCUGCUGGAUACAGUGCAGCCAGACCGAUUAUUCCACCCCGUGCCGGAGUUAUUAGCGCCCCACAGAGCCAUGCUCGGGCAUCUGGUGGAAGACUGACUCCUGAAAGCCAAAGCAAACCCUCUGAAGCACCGAAAGGUUCAGCUGUCCUUCCAGAACCAUUGAAGCCUCAGGCUGCUCUUCCUGUGCAGCCUUCUCUGCCUCCACCUGUUGGAAAGAUGCAGGAGCCUCUUGUUCCUGUGACAGCACCUAUGCCUCAGGCUGCCCCCCAGCCAAAUCUAGAAGCGCCGCCACAACCACCACCUCGUAGCAGGUCAUCCCAUAGCUUGCCUUCAGAGUCUUCAUCACAGCAACAAGAAAAAACCAAUGGAGUCUCCGAUGUCAAACCAGGAUCCACACUGAAGAGUGACCCAUUUGAAGAUCUGUCAUUUAAUUUGCUUGCUGUAUCAAAGGCUCAGUUACCUGUCCAAACAGCAUCUGUUCUAACCCCAAACCUAAAGGGGUUGAUUCCUUUGCCUUCUGCAACACAAAGUAAUGUUAAUAUGCCGACUUCUAUAAGUUGCAUGCCAACAAUGCCUCCAAUUCCAGCCCGGAGUAAAUCCCGGGAAAAUAUGGAAAGUUCUCCAAAUCCAUUUAUUCCUAGCUUGACCAGCACAAAUCCUUCCACGGACAGGACUGCUGCUGCUGGAAACCCAUUUAGAGCUGAGUUUCAAGUAUCAGAGAUAACGUCAUGGUUCUCCCAAGAAGAGUCUGUUGCUAACAGUCCUUUCACAUCUGUGAAGCUUCUCUGUCAUACCGAAAGCAAGCCUUUCUCUUCACCUGAUGACUGUGAGGACAGUUUUGAUCUGCAGGGCCAAUCUACAUUUAAAACUAGCAAUCCAAAAGGAUGGGUAACCUUUGAGGAAGAAGAGGACUUUGGUGUGAAACAGAAGUCCAAGUCAACUUGUUGUCCAAGUUUACUAGAUAAUCAACCAAGUUCAUGUUCUGGCCCAAACUUGACUUUUGAUGAUGGCUAUAAUAAAGGUACAAAUGUUUCUUUCUGUGUGUUGCCAUCAAGACCACCACCUCCACCUCCUGUCCCUCUGCUACCAUCCAUUAUCACCCCUCUAGUAGAUCCUUUCACAACCUCGGCAUCUAAGGCUUCACCCACACCAGAUUUUACAGAAAGAUGAUGAUAUGCAAUAGAAAACAGUUGUUUUAGUUUGGGCAGGGUACAGCCAAAAGAAUUGGGCAUUAGUUAUUCAUUAAGUGCAAUAAAUAAUUGUUAAGCGCACUGAUACCUUCAUAAAAUACCACUAUUUAAUAUGUACAAAGUUGGAAUAUGUGUAUAUCAGAAAUAAGGAAAAUUAUUAUUAUUGUUAUUAACUGGAGUUUUGGUGUGUUUUUGUUUGGAUGGAUAGGAGAGAAUAGUAGCCAUAAAAAGUCCUUAAAAUUACUGUAGAAAAUAGUCCUUAUUCAGAAAUUCUUUUGUCAGUCUUCUCUGAAGAAUUUCAAAAGGUCCAAACAACUUUUAGCUGACAUUACUGCCAGCAUUUUUCAUACUUGUUAGCAAUUGGUAUUUAUGAGUAUUUACCAAAGAGCUACCAAAGUUAUAUUGAAAGAGAGUUUGAAUGGUAUUGCUUAAAAAAAAAGUAUGUGUAUGUAUAUUCAUAUGCGUAUAUACACACAGUUACAUAUUUGUAAAACUCAUAAUUUAAAUUCUAUCAUAUAAUGCAAAUCAAAUUUUUACCUAAAAGUUCUAACAAAGUCCUUUUGUGAAUAUCUCAUUACCAUAAGAAUGUCUGCAAAUGUAAUUUGGACAUACCAUUAACUUUCCUUCCAAAACUGGAAUAGGUUCACUACAGAGCCUGAUUUUUCUACUCUUCAACACUCCACCCCUUCAGACACACACAAACACGCGCCCCUGUUUCUUUCCAGUCCUGCACCUCCAUCUAGUUUUCUCUCGGAGGAGUUUCUUGCAGCUGGAAGCAGCGUAUUUUGUGGUCGGUGUCUUGUGGCUGGAUACCCAGACCUCUCAGAAAGCACUAUGGCCUUAUCUCUACAGAAGGCCCAUACCACAGAGUUCAUUAGAAAUACUAGAUCUCAGUGAACGUUAGCCCUCCAUACAUUAAGGUAAUAUGUUGCCCAUUUUCUUCCCAAACUUUUGUAUCUGUUGCUUUUGCUCUGGAACUUUGCUUUUAGCAGGGAAAGCGGCAGUCCUCAGAGUGCUUUGAAUUGGGGAUCUACUCAACGUACAUUCUCUCUCCCCUUAAGAGGCAACAUAACACAUCUACAAUGCUGCUUUAAGUCUUCGGAAGCUACGCCUCAAAUUAGCGUGGAUUUUGUCUCUUGCACUGCCAAUAUGCAAUUGAUCCUGCUUUUAUUAAUUUUAUGAAGUAGACAGAAUUUUUACAGAAUAUAGUAUUUUGAUAUCAUUAAGUAAACUCAAUCAGAAAACUUGAGCAGUAGUUGUUUUGUUGUCAGUUUACGUUAGAAUCAUCUUUACACAUUGACUUAUAUUAACAUUCCUUUUCUAUAAAGGUUGUAUAUGUCCACCUAAAUUCCUGCAUCCAUAUUUAACCUUUAAAAUUGUGCAUUGGAGAGGUAUCAGAAAAUAGAGUCGAUGGCCAAGAAUAUAUAAAAUGUAAAAGCACAGCGAAACUGCAUUGCACUUAAAACAUAAAACAAAUCUAUUAGGAAAAAGCAUUUUUCUAAAUACUCAAAUGUUAUCAAAAUACUAUAUUUAUAGAAGUAAUCUUCUCUGUUAACAGCCAGGAUUUGCUGUUAAAAAUAACUCUUGUGAGUUUUAUAUUGUGAUUUUUGGGGGGUUCUAAUCAUUUCAGCAGUAGUAUGAAGAACAGUAUUACUAUAAGCAAUGUGCUUCAAAAUGUGAAUUGUUGAAACUGUGGCUUUAACAUCUAUGUGAUUAGUAUAUAUAUGGUAUUUGCUCUCCAUUAGCAAAACAAUUCAUUAUUAGGUAAACUUCGCUAUGGCAAAUUGCAGUUCUGUGAGCAAUGUUUCCUAUUGAAUAUAAACUACUGUCUAAAAUACACAUAUCGAGCAGCAGCUCAGCCUUUUUCAGGAAUAUUAUAUUUGGCAAGUUGCUGAAAAUGCACAGUUUUGAAAGUUAAAAGGUAUGCUGCAAAUAACUAGCCAUUAUUCUAUGUAUUAUUAAAAUAUUUACCGGUUCUGUUAAAGCAGAGCAGAAAUUAGACACUAAGGAUAUCUUUGUGAAUUCUUUGUUCUCUAUAGUACGUUGGUGUUUAUAUGUAAGAAUUUUAUUGCUUAUGUGGCAUACAAUAUUUAUAACUAUAUACUUUAUAGAAGUGCAGUAUUAAAGUCAGUGAUAUACAAACAUUAUGUACAUAUUCUGUGAAAUGUGCUGUCAUAUGAAAUAAACAUACCUGUCUUUA
Choloepus didactylus (southern two-toed sloth) is the source of this 7330-nucleotide messenger RNA. RefSeq names its product synaptojanin 1 (gene SYNJ1). Gene Ontology annotation, molecular function: RNA binding; phosphatidylinositol-4,5-bisphosphate 5-phosphatase activity. Gene Ontology annotation, biological process: phosphatidylinositol dephosphorylation; synaptic vesicle endocytosis; brain development. Lineage: Eukaryota; Metazoa; Chordata; Mammalia; Pilosa; Megalonychidae. Gene Ontology annotation, cellular component: presynapse; perinuclear region of cytoplasm. The record is from RefSeq and is a predicted model, not a curated record.